This is a messenger RNA of Stegostoma tigrinum, 3515 nucleotides long. RefSeq names its product X-ray repair complementing defective repair in Chinese hamster cells 3 (gene xrcc3). Gene Ontology annotation, molecular function: ATP binding; ATP-dependent DNA damage sensor activity; four-way junction DNA binding. The record is from RefSeq and is a predicted model, not a curated record. NCBI's taxonomy places the organism in Eukaryota, Metazoa, Chordata, Chondrichthyes, Orectolobiformes, Stegostomatidae. Gene Ontology annotation, biological process: double-strand break repair via synthesis-dependent strand annealing; t-circle formation; telomere maintenance via recombination. Gene Ontology annotation, cellular component: replication fork; Rad51C-XRCC3 complex. The transcript has 7 exons. The coding region runs from base 574 to 1731 and encodes 385 amino acids.
UCAGCCAUAGACAACAAGGAGUAGAGCUGGAUGAAUACAGUAGGCUAAGCGGUAUCAGAGGUGCAGGAAGGCUGACGUGUCGGGGCUAGACCCUUCUUCAGAAAAAAAGUAAUCAGCCAAUCUGAUCACAGAUAUCUCACCACUCGCCUCAGCCAAUCCUUCGAUAUCCCCCUACUUGGUAGCUUUGUCAAUUAUUGCCUACUGACCGAAGGGCUGUCUUUUAUAUCAGCCAAUCAAACAGCAACAUGUUGAAACGUCGGCGAAUACAGAAACCCGGGCGAAUCACCAUCCUUUAAAGUGCCGCUUCAGCCAAUCGCGUACAUUGGAAAACAGCUGCACUUCUGGGCUGGGUUCUUCAUGACCAUAUCAUGUAGUACGUCUCGGAGAAUUACAAUAAACUGUCGAAUGGAGUGAGAAUGUUGGAAAUGUUUUAUAGGAUACAGUAGAGGUGGAGGGUAUGCGACUAUUUUCAGUGGUGUUUGCUAUGGACUCGAGGACUUCUUCCGAUAUCAGAGUGAUGACACCAACGGAGACGCGGUGUUCUGUUUGUGGGAGGGGCCGUUAGCGUGACCCAUGACCUCCGGCUCGCGCGAUCCCCGCUCACACCCUUCUGCCCGUUUCGAUGGGCCGAGCGGCUGUUGGCAAUCACCGAUGACGGGAGAGCCCGCGAUGGACUGGAGUCACUUAGAUCUGAAUCCUAAAGUGGUGGCUGCAGUUAAGCAAGCAAACAUCCAAUCAAUGAAAGAAAUCUUAUGUCUUUCGGGACCAGAUCUGCAGAGACUCACUAAAUUGUCCAGUUCUGAUGUGCAGUAUCUGCAUAAAACUGUCGCAGCAACAAUAAAGAGUGAUCCUGUGGUAACAGCCCUCCAGGUAUACAAUGGAGAAUGUCCUUUUCCAACCCAGAACCAAAAACUUAGCACGGGUUGUCCGGUAGUGGACUCAUUACUUGGAGGUGGAAUCCCAUUAAUGGGUAUUACAGAGAUCGUCGGUGAGAGUUCAGCAGGGAAGACACAAAUUUGCCUGCAACUGUCGCUGUCUGUACAGUUCCCAUGUAGCUAUGGGGGGCAAAAUGCAGGAGCUGUGUAUAUUUGUACAGAAGAUACUUUUCCAAAUAAACGAUUACAGCAAUUGAUUGCCUUUCAAUCCAUGUUACGAACUGAUGUGCCACCCGAUAUUGUCAACAAUAUUAACUUUGGUAACAACGUUUUUAUUGAACAUGUUGCAGAUGUGGAAUCCUUAAAUCACUGCAUCAGCAAAAGACUACCAGUCUUAUUGUCACGAGGCUUGAUACGCCUUGUGGUGAUUGAUUCAAUUGCAGCUUUAUUCAGAUGUGAAUUUGGAGUCAGUGAUUCAAUUGCCAAGGCCAAAUGUCUUCAAAAAUUUGGAGCCAUGCUCCAUCACCUCAGCCAUCAGUUCAGUAGUCCUAUCAUCUGUGUCAAUCAGAUAACAGACAUGGUAAAUGACUCUAAUUUGCCUCAGGGUAAUUUUGGCUUAUUAGGUAAGAAAGUGCUACCAGCUCUGGGUGUGACUUGGUCCAAUCAGCUCCUGAUGAGACUAAUGGUUAGUCGGACACAACUCUGCAUUGAAGGCAAAUUUCCUGAUGAAAAAGCCUGUACCUUGAAUUCUGGGACUGUUCUACGCAGAAUGGAAAUCAUUUUUGCACCUCAUCUUCCUCAAUCAUUCUGCAACUAUAUAAUCUGCAAAGAAGGGGUAAGGGGAAUGGGACUAUAACUGGGGGCAUUGGAAAGCCUGUAUUUUCUUUGUCCUCCAUUUUUAUUUUUCUCAAACCAAUUUUCAGUACUUUUCUAAGCAAAAUUUUGUGAAUGCUGGAAAUUUGAAAUAAGAACAGAAGGGGCAAGUUUCGCAUCAUCUGUUGUGAGAGGUAGAGUUGGAACUCUUCCAAAGAAUAUUCUUCGGACUUUUAUUUCUGUUUUCUCCCCACAGAUUCUGCCAGACCUGCUGGGUUUCUCCAGCAUUUUCUGUUUCCCCUCGGUACUCUUUCUUCAAUGCCAGUCACUCUUCAAAUACAAAUAGAUUUGAUAUCGCUGGCUAGUCCAAUCUGCCCCAAAAAGAUUCAUUCUGCUUCUCUUAAAGUGUCUAACUUUGACUAAUAUAAAUCAACAUGGCUGUCUAGAAAGGUCACUGUUUCUAGUGUUCAUUUUUAAUCAUUGCAGAGCUGAAAGUUCAGCUUCCAUGACAUUAAAUAGCAGGCAGAAUUUAUCAAAAAAUCAUUAACAUUUUAUUACAUUAUUUUGCAAGUUUUCUCUGACUGGAGUAACAUUCUGCAUCUAAGAUAUUACAUUCCUAAUAUUCAAUAUAUUCUUUUCCUCCCGAUUUGACUGCAUUAGGGUUCUGAUGUUUCUGAAAUCUUGACAAACUCUCGGAGCCUGGGUCUUUAAAAUCAGAAGCUCUUUUUUUUAGAAUCAGCAAAUGAAUUUUUAAAAAAUUCUUCCAGUGUGGGUUAAGUAGUGAGUCAACGUUGUUCAUUCCUGAGUUGUUCUUUGAUAUCUGCUGCAUAAUGUAAAAAUUAAUGUAAAGAACUCGCAAGCUGAUAAUUAGUCAUGGUAGUAAACCUGAAGCUAUUGUGUAUUUUAUGACCUAGCCUUUAAAAAAAUUAAUUUCUACGAUAUAGGUUUUGUUUCUUUAAAAUUAUAGUUAACGUGCAAAAUUCUUCCAACUUAUUCUACUUCAAGAAAAAUCUCAUUUUUGAUUGAUGAGCAACACUUGAGUGAACACUUUUCUUUACAAGUGAUUUAGAUUUUUGCCAUUUUAAAUACAAGUUUUAUGAUGCUUUAGAACGAGUAUUCCAACUUAAAUAUGUCUGCUGCCUCCAAAUGCUCAAUUGCUCUUUAAACAUUAACAGAAAUUGUGAUUUUUAAAAAGAUCCUGCAUCACAGCAGAUGAUCCUUGAUCAGUUCCAAAUGUAGAGUUCAAAAAUCAAAACAAAUCCCUAAUAUUAUUAAUAAUUUAAUUAAAAUACCUAUUUAAGACCAAUAAAAUGUAGGGUUGGCAUACACAGUAAUUAUUUUUGGUCACCUGUGGGCAUUUAUUUCAUGUACUGACUACUUACAUUAAUCAGAUCACAAAAGCCAUAAAUAUUACUUUCCACAGUCUAAAUUAUUUAGGAUAAUAUUGUUGAAUUCCAACCCCUGAAUGCUGUGCUAGCUGCCCAUGUGAAAUAUUUAAGUUCUGUCAGAGUAAAUUUAACUUCUGCAUAUAGAAUGCCUUUCAGGUACUGACAAAAAUAAGGGGCGCUGAUUCCAGGGUUGUCAAUGGAUCUAAUUGUUGUUUCAAGCACACAAGCCAACUCCUCCUUGGAUGUUUCUUUCAGAUUUGUAAAAAAAUAACUGUUAGAAUUAUGUUUAGCCAGAAUAAAUCAGGGCUGUUAAAGUAGUAAUAUGGUCAUAGUGAAGUUUACACUUAAACAGCAAUGUAAAAGUAUAAGUUCAUGACUUGUAAAGGAGUAUCUUAAUAUAUUUAUGUAUGUAUGUAAAUAAAUGAAAGAUUUGCACUUA